Molecule: messenger RNA, 894 nt
Organism: Anoplophora glabripennis (Asian longhorned beetle)
Lineage: Eukaryota; Metazoa; Arthropoda; Insecta; Coleoptera; Cerambycidae
Exons: 4
Coding region: 100-615 (171 amino acids)
Source: RefSeq, a predicted model, not a curated record
UCAGAAGUGCUUCGAGGUAGUUGAUAUCGAGAGGUUAAAGCGGUUAGUGAGUGUAUUUAUCGUUUCGCUUCGAAUAGCGGACAGUGUAGUGCAAUUAAAAUGUUUUUAAGCACAAAAUCGUUGCCGUUCUUCCUAUUUUUCGUCAUAUACUGCCAUGGCCAAGGUUCACCCGAACGUAACAAAACUUCGCUACAACUCUUUUUGGACGCAUUUGCAAAAGGAGAAUAUAAAUUCGAAAUUGGACAGUCCUUGGCAGUAUACGACUCUGAAGAAUCAAAAGAAAAAAGUUACAAGGUACACACUAUAGAUGGGUAUGACAACUGCUUGGGACUCACUACUGACGCUUUUGAAACCAUUGUAUUGGAAUGCCCAGGAAAGAAGCUAGAGAAACCCGAAUGCUUCAGUAUCUUUACACCGAAAACUAAGCCUCAAAAUAAAACUAUAAUACCUGCUAGAGAGAUAGUAAAAGUCUGCAUUCGCACCAUUGGCGCGCACUGCGUUGGUGUGGCCACUCCACUUAAAUGCAUGAUUCUUCUGAAAUGUCUUCCGUCAUCGACGAUCGUGCCACAGUUUGGAAUCAGAGUCCCUUCUAAUGGACCCCCACCGAGAAUGUGACUGAGAAAAAGCAGUAAAAACCUGUAUCCGUACUAUUGGACCAUAUUGCGUUGGAGUGGACAGUCCACUAAAAUACAUGAUCCUUUUGAGAUGUCUUCCAUCAUCCACCAUUGUGCCACAAUUUGGAAUUAGAGUACCCACAAAUGGGCCCCCAACGAGAAUAUGACAAUUAUACAGCUAGUAAAGAAAGACGCAUGUGUAUUGUGAUAAGUUAAAUAUUUAUUUAUGCUAAGAUGUAUUUUCGUAUACCAUUAUUGUACAAUUUCAUUAUAAGUGCAA